CUCUGUUAUAUGCAGUUCCUUCUUCCAGCCGUUGCCUGCAGACAGUUUGCCUCCUAGGAUGGCGGACAGGCUCCCCACAGAGUUUGAUGUGGUUAUAAUAGGGACAGGUUUGCCAGAGUCCAUCCUUGCCGCUGCAUGUGCAAGAAGUGGUCAGAGAGUCCUGCAUGUUGACUCAAGAAGUUACUAUGGAGGAAACUGGGCUAGUUUCAGCUUUUCCGGAUUACUGUCCUGGCUAGAGGAGUAUCAGCCAAGCAGUGACCUUGACGAAGGAAGUACUGCUACGUGGCAAGACUCGAUCCAUGAAACGGAAGAAGCCAUCCCACUCUGCAAGAAGGAUAAAAGCAUUCAACAUACUGAAGUGUUUUGUUAUGCUAGUCAUGACGUGGAGGACACUGUCGAAGAGAUUGGUGCUCUGCGGAAAAAUCCUUCCUCAGUGGGAUCUGCUGCUCUCACCGAACCUCUGGAUUCUUCAGCCUUGCCCGAACAAAAACUGUCAUCAGAUGAUGCUGGCUAUGAAAUGUUUGCUCAACACACUCAAAACAGUGAAGCAGUGAUUUCACACAAAGCAACUGACAUAGAGGAAUCACUGGAGAAAGAAAGGUGUUGUGGAGACACAACUUGUACACACACAGUCUCCAGUGGAGAUAAAGAUGAAAACAACUCUAUAGAAGACAGUUCUAACCAACGAAAGAGAAAUACCAUUACUUAUUCUCAACUAGUUAAAGAAGGGAGGAGAUUUAACAUUGACUUGGUAUCAAAGCUGCUAUAUUCUCAAGGAUCCCUAAUUGAUCUCUUAAUCAAAUCGAAUGUUAGUCGUUACGCAGAAUUUAAAAAUGUCACCAGGAUUCUUGCAUUUCGGGAAGGGAAGGUGGAACAGGUGCCUUGUUCUAGAGCAGAUGUCUUCAAUAGCAAAGAACUCACCAUGGUUGAAAAGAGGAUGCUCAUGAAAUUUCUUACAUUCUGUUUAGACUAUGAGCAGCAUCCGGAUGAAUACCAAGAUUUCAAACAAUGUUCAUUUUCAGAGUACUUGAAAACUAAAAAACUAACUCCCAACCUCCAACAUUUUAUACUACAUUCAAUUGCAAUGACAUCAGAAUCAUCGUGUACUACAUUAGAUGGUCUUCGGGCAACAAAAAACUUUCUUCAGUGUCUUGGACGGUUUGGCAACACUCCCUUUUUAUUUCCUGUGUAUGGCCAAGGAGAAAUUCCGCAGUGUUUCUGCAGGAUGUGUGCAGUUUUUGGUGGAAUCUAUUGUCUUCGUCAUAGAGUGCAGUGUCUUGUAGUUGAUAAAGAAUCUGGAAGAUGUAAAGCCAUUAUAGAUCACUUUGGCCAAAGAAUAAGUGCUAAGUAUUUUAUCAUGGGGGACCAUUACCUUUCUGAGGAAACCUGCUCAAAGGUGCAGUAUAAGCAAAUCUCAAGGGCAGUGCUCAUUACAGAUAAGUCUUUACUAAAGACAGAUUCGGAUCAGGAGAUUUCCAUUUUGAUGGUGCCUCCAGUGGAAGCAGGAACUUGCUCCGUUCGGGUCACCGAAUUAUGUUCUUCAACGAUGACAUGCAUGAAAGGUGCACAUCUGGUCCAUCUAACUUGUUCCUCUUCGAAAACAGCUCGAGAAGACCUAGAACCAGUAACUCGGAAAUUAUUCAUUCCUUAUUCUGCAUCAGAAGGAGAAAAGGAAGGGCUUACAAAGCCAAGACUUUUGUGGGCUCUUUAUUUUAACAUGAGAGAUUCCUCAGGAAUCAGCAGAAGCUGUUACACCGGCUUGCCCCCCAACGUCUAUGUCUGCUCUGGGCCUGACUGCGAUCUGGGAAACGAACAUGCAGUCAAGCAAGCUGAAACACUUUUCCGGGAAAUCCUUCCAAGUGAAGAAUUCUGCCCUCCACCUCCAAAUCCAGAAGACAUUAUUUUUGACAGUAAUGACAGGCAACCAGAGGCUCCUGGGACUCAUGAUAUAAUCAUGACCGAGCUGGAAUCCUCUGAGGACAGCAAAAACCGACAAAGCCCAGGGCAGCAACUUCGGAAUUAGAAAGAAGUCAAUUGGAAGUCCUCUUCAUCUUGUCAUUCAGGAUAUUCUCAUUUAAAGACCAUGUUUCGUUAGGAGUAAUUGGAAGUGGUUUGAUGGUGACUGCCUUGAGGAUUUUGUCUCUGACUCUUUAGGAUAUUCAACAUUGGGUGUUCUUUAUUAACCUGUCACUAAUUGAUGUAUUGGGUAUCACAGCUUUUGUUCCAGAACCUGCUCCAUGUUUUAAUAUUGCGUGUACUGAGUUCCACCUUAGCAGCUUUGCUUAAAGAAAAUACUGUACCUACUGUUGAUCUUCAGACUUUGUCGUUUCCUACAGGACAGUUAACUCUCUAAGGUGUAUUUUAGUUACUUUGGCAGCUCUUACAUUGCUGUCACCUUUGUUUGAAUAGUGAAACAGUACAUUAUAUGAGCCUUUGUACAUAAUAGAAAAAUACACACUUGAUAGUGGGAAUAUCAACUAAUACAAGUUCCAGUAUGAUCAAAGAUAUAUUUUGUUACAACAUUAGCUUUGCAUGUUUUUUUGUUGUUGUUGUUCGUGAAGAAAUUUUACAUUUUGCCAUUUAUCCUUGUAACUGACAGGGCAGUGAAGCCAUCCACCAUACCUUCUGCUUUCCAAAAGAGCCUGAUUUCAAUUCGCAGAAGAGCUCAGAAAAUUCCUGCAGAGUCCUGCUCUGCUUUAGCACAUCAGAGUAAAGGACUUCCCAGAAGUGACUCAGGUGCCACUUCUCUGCCAUCCCCCCAAGCCUCUUCCCCACCCUU
Molecule: messenger RNA, 2779 nt
Organism: Ochotona princeps (American pika)
Lineage: Eukaryota; Metazoa; Chordata; Mammalia; Lagomorpha; Ochotonidae
Gene: CHML
Product: CHM like Rab escort protein
Exons: 1
Coding region: 59-2023 (654 amino acids)
Biological process (GO): vesicle-mediated transport; protein geranylgeranylation; intracellular protein transport
Cellular component (GO): Rab-protein geranylgeranyltransferase complex; cytosol; nucleus
Molecular function (GO): GDP-dissociation inhibitor activity
Source: RefSeq, a predicted model, not a curated record